Lathyrus oleraceus (garden pea) is the source of this 615-nucleotide messenger RNA. RefSeq lists its product as uncharacterized. The record is from RefSeq and is a predicted model, not a curated record. The transcript has 3 exons. Lineage: Eukaryota; Viridiplantae; Streptophyta; Magnoliopsida; Fabales; Fabaceae. The coding region runs from base 1 to 327 and encodes 108 amino acids.
AUGAAGCUCUUUUCUUCCAGAAACCUUUUUUCUGUUAUAGUUUCUCAAAAACCCAUUUCUGAAAAUCAAAAGCAUUUCUUUUUGUGGUUAAAGCUUCAUCUGAAGCAUCGAAAGAUGAAGAGUAUGAGGAAUGUGAAGUACGAGGAAGCAUUAGAGAAAUUUGAGUCAGUUUUGGGAACAAAAUUAGAGCCUAAUGAAGCAGCAGUGGCAGGUUUUGAACUCCCACGCUGCAAACAAUGUUCCCACAUCCACAAUUGCCAUGGUGCAACAACAACAACAUCAAGUUGCACAGAUGUAUCCACAAGUUCAUCUUUCACAUUAUGCUAAUCGUAUUCCCCUAUCGUCAGUUUCUAUCUCCAGUCUAUGUACCGCACAUGGCUGUGCCGGGAUACUCAAACAGUGCUCCCUAUCCUCAUCCUACGAAUGGAAACUAUGUAUUGAUGCCUAGAGGCGGUUCCCAUCUUAAUGCCAAUAACCUUAAAUACGGAGUUCAACAGUUCAAACCUGUUCCUGCUGGAAAUCCUACAGGAUUUGGAAACUUUGCUAACCCAGCAGGGUAUGCCAUGUUAGCUCCUGGCGUGGUUGGUGGUGCGUCGGAUCUAGAAGAUUCAUCUC